CAAAAAUCAAAACCUCUUUAGUUCUCACGGUUUCCAUAUAUUUUUGGGAAAUCUAUCUAUAUAUCUAUCUAAUCUAUUAGAAAUUCUGAGCUGUUCGAUCUGCAAUCUCGGGUGUAUCGGGUCCAUCUGUGCUCACUGGAUUUCUGCUUCAUUGAUGGACUGACGCUUACUUCGAAGACGAUGAAGUAUGGAGCUUUUAUCGGUUUCAUCAUCAAUGGCGUCGUUUUCGUAGAGAUCUUCUUCUGUGUCUACUAGGUUCGAAGCGAGAGCUCGAAAGAGAGGGUUUUGAUUGCCUGCGGAGAUGCAGGCGCUGGACUCCGAAACCGCGUCGACGAUAGAUCUCCAGGCUCCUGCGGUACCAACAGCUGAUACGCGAGGCAAGCAUCGGAUUCUCGCAGAAUUGAAGCGCCUGGAGCAGGAAACUAGAUUCUUAGAGGAAGAACUGGAAGAGCUUGAGAAAACGGAUAAAGUGUCAGCUGCAUGCGAGGAAUUGCUGACAAAUAUUGAAACUCGACCGGAUCCACUACUUCCAGUAACAAAUGGCCCCACCAACCCAUCUUGGGAUCGAUGGUUUGAAGGUCCACAAGAUUCUAAAGGUUGCAGAUGCUGGAUACUCUGAUCACUGUCCAUCUGCAGAUUUGCAUUUGUUUGUCAUUUGUUGUCAGAGGCUUAAAGAUAUGUUUAUUUACAAAUGUUACAAACACCUGUUAUUUUUAAAAAAAUCUUAGAUGAAAUAGAAAUGCUCGAUUGUGCACAAAAA
Messenger RNA from Nelumbo nucifera (sacred lotus), 760 nucleotides. RefSeq names its product guanine nucleotide-binding protein subunit gamma 1-like. The record is from RefSeq and is a predicted model, not a curated record. Gene Ontology annotation, biological process: G protein-coupled receptor signaling pathway. NCBI's taxonomy places the organism in Eukaryota, Viridiplantae, Streptophyta, Magnoliopsida, Proteales, Nelumbonaceae.